This is a messenger RNA of Rosa rugosa (rugosa rose), 3253 nucleotides long. RefSeq names its product ammonium transporter 1 member 4-like. Gene Ontology annotation, molecular function: ammonium channel activity. Lineage: Eukaryota; Viridiplantae; Streptophyta; Magnoliopsida; Rosales; Rosaceae. The transcript has a single exon. Gene Ontology annotation, biological process: ammonium homeostasis; ammonium transmembrane transport. Gene Ontology annotation, cellular component: membrane. The coding region runs from base 475 to 1953 and encodes 492 amino acids. The record is from RefSeq and is a predicted model, not a curated record.
GAGUGUUUACUCCUAUAGAAAAAGAUCCGAGAUUGGAAUUUUUCCAUUUCCCAGAACAAGAAAUUAGAAGCAAAAGAGGAAAGAAAAUUUCAUUUGAUCAAAGAAAAAGAAAUUAAUUUAUAACAUUGAUUUCACUAACGUGUACUUAAAACAUUCGUUUAACUUGGUAUAUAAUUUGAGUUCAUUUCACUAACGUGUUCUUGAAAUAUACAUUUAACUUGGUAUGUAAUUUGAAUUCCUCACGUUAUAUUCAAAAUUCAAAAAAGGAAUUAAAGUUCACAAUUUUACAGCCAGUGUGGUAACUACUGAACUGUAAUCCCUAUAAAGAUGGAAAACCAGACGUCUACUCCACUCCGGAAUCUCUUGAGAAUCUCCCGUUUAUAACCAAAUCCUAGGAAUCUUCCGUUUCUCACUAUAAAACUCUCCAUUCAUUGCUUUCAGAUUCCCCUAUUCCUCUCCACAUUUCUCCCUCCAAUGGCGGCCAUCACUUGCUCCGCCUCGGACCUCCAGCCCCUCCUGGGCCCCAAUGCCACCGCGGCUGCAGAAUACAUCUGCGGCCGCUUUGGUGCCGUGUCGAACAAGUUUGUCGACACGGGCUAUGCAGUUGACAACACGUAUCUUCUCUUCUCUGCCUAUCUUGUUUUCGCCAUGCAGCUCGGCUUUGCAAUGCUCUGCGCCGGCUCCGUUCGUGCCAAAAACACCAUGAACAUUAUGCUCACCAAUGUCCUAGACGCUGCCACCGGCGGCAUCUUCUACUAUCUUUUCGGUUUUGCCUUUGCCUUUGGAACUCCCUCCAAUGGCUUCAUUGGCAAGCAAUUCUUUGGUCUCAGCCAUUUCCCUUCCCCCUCUUUCGACUACGGCUACUUCCUCUACCAAUGGGCCUUUGCCAUUGCGGCUGCCGGAAUCACUAGUGGUUCAAUCGCCGAAAGGACCCAAUUCGUGGCCUAUUUGAUCUAUUCAUCUUUCUUGACAGGAUUUGUGUACCCGAUUGUGUCACAUUGGUUUUGGUCUGCAGAUGGAUGGGCUAGCCCUGCUCGUGCUGAGAAUCUCUUGUUUGGUUCUGGUGUGAUUGACUUUGCAGGCUCCGGCGUUGUGCACUUGGUCGGAGGCAUUGCCGGUUUGUGGGGUGCGCUGAUCGAGGGGCCUAGGAUCGGCCGGUUUGAUCAUGAAGGCCGGUCCGUGGCAAUGCGUGGACAUAGUGGCACAUUGGUUGUUUUGGGCACAUUUUUGUUGUGGUUUGGUUGGUAUGGUUUCAAUGCAGGUUCAUUUCUCAACAUAUUGAAGGUUUAUGGUGAUAGUGGAUCUUACUAUGGACAAUGGAGUGCUGUGGGCCGGACUGCUGUGACAACCACCUUGGCCGGAUGUGCGGCAGCAUUGACUACCCUCUUCGGAAAGCGCCUGCUCUCCGGGCACUGGAAUGUCACUGAUGUGUGCAAUGGCUUGCUUGGCGGGUUCGCAGCUAUUACAUCUGGCUGUUCAGUGGUUGAUCCUUGGGCAGCAAUUAUUUGUGGGAUUGUGGCGGCUUGGGUUUUAAUCGGGUGCAACAAGCUUGCCGAGAAGUUGAAGUAUGAUGACCCUUUGGAGGCUGCACAGCUUCAUGGCGGGUGUGGGACGUGGGGGAUCAUAUUCACGGCCUUGUUUGCCAAGAAGGCUUAUGUGAAUGAGGUCUAUCCGGGGCACCCGGAGAGGCCAUUUGGGCUGUUUAUGGGAGGCAGUGCAAAACUCUUGGCUGCGCAUUUGGUGCAGAUUGUGGUGGUUGCGGGGUUUGUGAGUGUGACGAUGGGGACAUUGUUUUUCUUGCUGCACAAGUUGAAGCUGUUGAGGAUUUCAUCAGACGAGGAAAUGGCAGGAAUGGAUGUGACGAGUCAUGGAGGAUUGGCUUAUGUCUAUACUGAUGAAAGUGACCUGAAAUCUGGAUAUAUGGUGUCUAAUACGGGUCCUCCACAUGUUUGAUUUGAUGAUCCUAGCUUAAAUUCUACAUGCGUGUAUAUAUAGUUCAAUUAGGUAAUUUUAGUUUAUGAAACAUGUAGUAGCUGGACUGUGUUUAGAGUACAAAUGCAUUGAUUCUUCAUUUUGCUUAGUUUGUGUGGUUUCAAUGAUAUUAUAUGUUGAGGUCAAGUAAAAUAAAAUUAUCUGUACUUCUAGUCUAACUUGUGUUUGUGUGGUUUGAUAAGAAAUUCUCCUCUGCUUUGAGCAUGUAGUGUCAUCUGUCUACUUCAUUAAAACCACCGGAGCUAAACACAAAUCCAUAAAACAAGAGCCCACAUACACAAAAUCAAGAGUUUCUUCUUCUUUUUCUAAAUGUCAAAACAGAUUGAAAACACCUCAAGUAAUACGUCGCUGAAUAGAAACCUUCAAGCAUUUCUCGGAAUCAGCUCAAAAUCGACAUCUUCCUCUUGCAACUUGUUGUCCCUUGCAAAAAUGGGUCAUGUUAAUACCGCUCACAUGAGUUUGGUCCAUGCUACUGAAUUUGGCGCAAGGAUUUCUGUCUUUUAGUUGCUUCAGAAGCUGCAACCCUCCUUGGUUUCGGUCACUUAAUCCCUUGAAGUCUCUAAAACCCAACUCCCCUGCAUAAAUCAACUGAAGAAAUUGAAAAUGUGCAGCUUUCUAACAGGCAUUGAUUGAACUUUAUGUGCUGUUAAAGAAACCAAGACACUCAAUAUCAGAUUCAUCGUAUCAGAUACACAUUUAAUGAUCAAGCAAAUAUUAGGAUUUAGUGAAUUGGCCUAAUACUCAAAACUAUUCCCGUUACUCAAAGAAAUUAUAGAAUGAAUUUUAAGUAUUUUAAUCUCAACUCUUUAAAUUAAAUCUAAAGACAAAAUGAAAUAGUUUUAGUUUUGCCAUAAAGGGGACCGGAAUUAUGCAUAGAAGAAAGCCUAUGGCAAUGGAGCAUGGCCAUUAAGUUUUUCACUUCUUCAACAAUGCCCAGAUUUGUUUUAAUUUUCUGAUAACCAUUGCGUUCUGUUUUUAUCAUGCAUUAACUGUAUUCAAUUAUUCAUCCUGCUAGAGUUUCUCAACCAACCUAUUUGGACUGUCAAGACUGGGUUCAACAGCUGCUAUUGUCUGUAUGAAUACUAGUAAAAUGAUUGAAUUGUGACCAACAAGAAAGCAUAAUAUCAAGACUGUUUCACUCUUCUUAACAAGCAAAAGCCUCCUUCAAUACACAAUAUCCAGCAAACCAGUCUGCAGUUAUACUUAUAAAAGCAGCAACAUCCAGUUAUUUUUUGAAACAGCCAUCAGUAAGAGGGAUAUA